Molecule: messenger RNA, 1143 nt
Organism: Cygnus olor (mute swan)
Lineage: Eukaryota; Metazoa; Chordata; Aves; Anseriformes; Anatidae
Gene: GMNN
Product: geminin DNA replication inhibitor
Exons: 7
Coding region: 168-845 (225 amino acids)
Biological process (GO): negative regulation of cell cycle; negative regulation of DNA replication
Cellular component (GO): nucleus
Source: RefSeq, a predicted model, not a curated record
CCCGCCAUUUUGGGUGUGCUGCUCCCUGUAGGGCAGGGUGGGCGGGCAGCGUCAUGGGGGGUGGUCAGCGGGGGGUCCCGCUCCUAAGUGCCCUCCUCAGCCGGCUGUGGGCCGCCGGGGCUCGUUAACCGUGUGAGCUGUGUGGGGUUUCAGUGCUGUGCGAUCCUAUGAAUUCCAAAAUGAAACAAAAGUUGAAUGCGGACAAGUCAUCAGGAUCUUUGCAGAAAUACUUCACAGACGCUGCAUGCAGUGCUGCCCCAAGACAGACUCUUAAAAUGAUUCAGCCUUCAGCAAAAGGUUGCCUGGUUGGCAGAGGUAAAGAGAAGAAAUCUUCAGUCAAAAGGAAACUCUGGAAUAACAAGUUUACUUCCUCAACUUGUAAAGCUGAGGUGCCUGUGGACAAAGAGCAAGAAAACGAAAAUAUAGAUGAUGUCAUUCAAGCCGUAGAUCUCAUUAAAAAAAGUCCUUCAUCUCAAUACUGGAAAGAAGUGGCUGAGGAAAGGAGGAAGGCUCUGUAUGAAGUUCUUCAAGAAAAUGAAAAGUUGCACAAAGAAAUUGAACAAAAAGAUGGUGAAAUCGCCCGCCUAAAGGAAGAGAACGAAGAACUAAUGUCACUGGCUGAACAUGUGCAUUAUAUGACCAGCAUGAUUGAGAGGUUAACAGGGCAAGAAACCGACAAUCUCGAGACAUUGAAAAGUCUGGCUUUAGAGGAAUCCAAACAAGAAUAUGAAGAAUUUAACCCAGGAGAUGAUGCAGACAGUACUUCUGAAGAAGGGCCAUUGCAAGAAUCAUGUGGUUUAAGGAAGAGUAUAUCAGACAGUACUUCAAGUGAAGCGAAUUACUGACAGCUGGAGUGAUGACCUUAAAUAGGCUUGUGUAUAUGCCUUCUUAUAACUGCAGACUUCCCCUUGAAAGGAUAUACUAAAACUUUUCAGGUAUAGAAGCUUGUGAGAGCAUUGCAGAUAGUGGUUUUUUAACUGGAAUUAUGUAGCAGUGAGUAUUUGUAUACUGCUUGUAAAGCUUGUUACAGGCUGCAGUUAAUUGCUUGUUUAAAGUCCAAAUACUGUGUAUUUUGAACUGUUGUGUAAAUAUCAUUUGGUCUGACAUGACAUGUGAAAACUGAUAAAUAAAUCUUUACCUUAC